AUGAAGAGAAACGACGGGUGCAAAAUGUUAACAGACGAAGAUCUUUUGACCGAGGUGCUUUCCAGGCUCCCUGUAAAAUACCUACUCCGUUGCAAAGCCGUUUCCAAAUCCUGGUACUCUCUUAUUUCAAACCCUAGUUUCAUCAAAGCUCAUUAUCAACGUCAUGCUAUUACAAUCAACCGCGCCGGGGAUGAUAACAAUGAAGAAGCGGCUACUCUCAUUGUACGCCUUUUCAAACAAGAAGAUCUUGAUGACCAUCCUGAAGAAGACGGCUCCUAUUCACUCUUCCGGCUCGGUACUACUGAUGAUUAUAUAGCCGAGCUCAACUUUCCUUUCUCCAGAGGUGAUUAUCCCUUCACGCCUCCCUCUAUUCUCGUUGGUUGUGUUUACGGAAUUGUUUGUGUUUGUGUUGAUCCCUCUGCUCCUAUUGAUGCUAUUCAUUGCGUGCCUGCUUGUGAUAAAGCUACUGAUAUAUACAUUUGGAAUCCCGCAACUAGGCAAUCCAAACUCAUUCCCUCGCAUGCUCUUUACAAUUGUGAUGAUACGGAUGUAGUUGCUUUAGGCUUCGGGUUUGAUCCGGUUGAUUUUGAUUUUAAGGUUGUUAGGGUUGUAUCUCGUGCUAUUUUUCCUCAGGUGUAUUCUGCAAAUAGAGAUGCUUGGCAAAACAUUGAGACUAACUUGACUGUUUUUCCCAAAAAAAAUAUAUUUGAUAUAUGCCUCCAUGGAUUUUUGUUUAUCGCGGGACAGAAUGGUGUGAUAGCUUUUGAUCUAAACAAGGAGGUGUUUAUUUGUGAUAUCAAACUUCCCGAAUGCUCCAAUGACCCGCGUGAAGAAUGUUAUUAUGCUCGAAUUGCUGACUUCAAGGAUUCUAUUGCUGUCAUUAUCUCUAAUGACACUGGAAAAAUUAACUUGUGGACACUAGAUGAUGAGGCAUGCCUUCGUGGUGGUAGAGUCGAGGCAUCCUGGACUUUUAUGCUUAGUAUUGAUGUAGGUUUGGAUUACAUGUAUGUGCAGGGCCUUUUCAGUAGUGUUGAAUUCUUACUGAUAGCUGAUACUGAAUGGUUCUCCUAUAAUUCUGACAAGAAAGAGGCCAGAAGGAUUGAUACUAAUCCUUUUUUUGAUCUCGAUGCAGUAUUCAAGUAUACAGAGAACCAGCAAAUGUUAUUAGUCACAAAAUCAAAACUAGUCAAUUGGUCUGAUGAUGAAGAAGAUUUUAGUGAGGAAAGUAGCAUUAAUUUGGAAAAUGUCUAUGAUGAUUUUAUUGUUAUUUCAGAUGAUAGUGACAAAAGUGAUUAA
This is a messenger RNA of Daucus carota subsp. sativus, 1296 nucleotides long. Its product is annotated as F-box/kelch-repeat protein At3g23880-like. The record is from RefSeq and is a predicted model, not a curated record. Gene Ontology annotation, molecular function: protein binding. The transcript has a single exon. NCBI's taxonomy places the organism in Eukaryota, Viridiplantae, Streptophyta, Magnoliopsida, Apiales, Apiaceae. Bases 1 to 1296 code for a protein of 431 amino acids.